Fragaria vesca subsp. vesca is the source of this 801-nucleotide messenger RNA. RefSeq names its product E3 ubiquitin-protein ligase ATL23-like. Bases 15 to 413 code for a protein of 132 amino acids. NCBI's taxonomy places the organism in Eukaryota, Viridiplantae, Streptophyta, Magnoliopsida, Rosales, Rosaceae. The transcript has a single exon. The record is from RefSeq and is a predicted model, not a curated record.
GAGCACAGCAGAGAAUGCUCUUCUCCAUCUUCCUAGCGCUCUUCCUACCCUGCGUAGGCAUGAGCGCUGUGUUCGUGGUCUACAUCUGUCUCUUAUGGUUCGCCUCCAAUUCCCGGUCGGCGGUAGCCCCUCAGUUACCGGUCAAGCACGUUUCCGAGAAGGGCUUAUCGGCAUCUGAUCUCGAAAAGCUGCCGAAAACUAGCGGGAAAGAGCUGAUCCGGGGGACGGAGUGCGCGGUGUGUCUGGACGAGAUCGAGCCUGAGCAACCGGCCAGGGUGGUUCCCGGUUGUAACCACGGCUUCCAUCUCCAAUGCGCCGAUACCUGGCUUUCUAAGAACUCGUGCUGUCCGGUUUGUCGAGCCAAACUCCAACCUCAGCAGAUUUAUGCUUCUUCUGAUGACAAUCCAUGUUAGUUCAGAUCGAGAAAAAGGAAAACAAAGUAUAUAUUUGUAUCAGUGAUGAUCAUAUGUGGAACUGUGCUAUGUAGGGUUUUGAUCAUCUCGGUUAAUUUCAUUAUUUGAUUUAUUAAAAUCAUCGAAUCGUUUUCCACUGUAUAUUAGUAUCAAUCUAUUGGUACUGCAUGCAUGAUUUGAUGAAAUUUCAAUAUCUCGAUCAGUCCAAAUUCCAGAUUUUUCUCAGUUCAAAAUAAGAGUUAUUUUUAAGGUCCGGUGCAAUUGAAGCUGCAUGCAGCCAUAUGUAGUAUUUUGUGACAGACUGCGCAAGUACCAAAGCUGCCCCAAUCAGUUAGCAGGGGCAAGUGUGUUAAAAUGACCGUUUAGUCCCCGGCGUGCAUGGGUUGGU